AUGGUCGCCCACAGCGCCGCCGCCUCAACCCCUCUGUCGGUGCCAUCAUCAUCAUCCUCACGCUCCACCAUCCCGUCCACCAUCCCCAACUACAACGUGGCCCCUCCCAACCUCACCACCCUCCCCAACAACUCCCUCUUCGACACCUGGCGACCCCGCGCGCACAUCCUCCCGCCGACCGGCCAAAUCGGCGACCCCUGCAUGCACUACACCGACCCCUCGACGGGCCUCUUCCACGUCGGCUGGCUGUACAACGGGGCUGGCAUCGCGGGCGCCACCACCGCCGACCUGGCCAUGUACCAGGACCUGAACCCUAACGGCAGCCAGGCCAUUGUGCCCGGCGGCAAAAACGACCCUGUGGGGGUCUUCGACGGCUCCGUCAUCCCCGAGGGCAUCGACGGCCUCCCGACCCUCCUGUACACCUCCGUCUCCUACCUCCCCAUCCACUGGUCCAUCCCCUACACCCGCGGCAGCGAGACCCAGUCCCUCGCCGUCACGAAUGCCUCCUCCGCCGGCCGCAACUUCACCAAACUCCCCCAGGGCCCCGUCAUCCCCUCCCCGCCCUUCGCCGCCAACGUAACCGCCUUCCGCGACCCCUACGUCUUCCAGUCCCCCCAUCUGGAUGCCAUCCUCCCCUCCGGCCCGACCAACCUCUCCACCGCCCCCUGGUACACCGUCAUCUCCGGCGGCAUCCACAACGCCGGCCCCACUCAGUUCCUCUACCGCCAGCACGACCCUGACUUCCAGUACUGGGAGUAUCUGGGACAGUGGUGGUCCGAACCCACCAACUCCACCUGGGGCAACGGCACCUGGGCCGGCAGAUGGGGGUUUAACUUCGAGACCGGCAACGUCUUCGCCCUCGACGCGGAGGGCUAUAACCCCUCCGGCGAGAUCUUCGGCACCCUCGGCACCGAGGGCUCCGACCUGCCCAUUAUCCCGCAGGUGACCAGUAUCCACGACCAGCUGUGGGUUGCGGGGAACGUGUCCAUGACUGACUCUGACUCGGUCACUUUCACCCCGUCCAUGGCCGGCUUCCUCGACUGGGGGUUCUCGUCCUACGCUGCCUCCGGGAAGGUCCUGCCGUCUUCUUCCCAGCCCUCGACAGACAGCGGCGCCCCUGACCGCUUCAUCUCCUUCGUCUGGCUCACCGGCGACCUCUACCAGCAAGCGGAGGCAUUCCCGACCGAUCAGCAGAACUGGACCGGCUCCUUACUCCUCCCCCGCGAACUGACCGUCCUGGCGAUCGACAACGUAGUCGACAAUGCCCUUUCGCGCGAAGCAGAAACCUCCUGGCGCGUGUCCAGCACCGACGCUGCCUCCGGGACCGUGACCCUCCGCACCCUGGGCAUCUCCAUCGCCCGCGAAACCAAAUCCAAGCUCUUCUCGGGGUCGGGGUCUACAUCCACCGAACGAGACAGAACACUCACCUCUGCAGGAGUGACCCCCUUCUCCCGCUCCCCGGAAAGCAAAUUCUUUGUCCUCUCCGCCCGCAUCUCCUUCCCCUCGUCCGCUAGGGACUCUGCCCUGCAAUCUGGUUUCCAGAUCUUGUCAUCUGACGAGGAACACACGAGUAUAUACUACCAGUUUUCUAACGAGUCAAUCGUUGUGGACAGGAGUAAGACCAGCGCUGCUUCCCGCACCACGGAGGGGAUCGAUAGCGCUACUGAAGCGGGGAAGUUGCGGUUGUUUGAUCUCCAGAAGGAUGGGGAGGACGUUCUCGAGAGUCUCGAUUUGACAAUCGUGGUGGAUAAUUCGAUUCUAGAGGUUUAUGCCAAUGGAAGGUUUGCGUUGAGUACGUGGGUUAGGUCAUGGUAUGCCAAUUCGACGGAGAUUCGCUUCGUGCAUAAUGGCGUCGGGGAGGCGACGUUCGAGAAUGUUACCGUGUCCGAGGGGUUGUAUGAUGCUUGGCCGGAUCGGAAGUAAUCAUUCCCCUCAUGAUGAUUGAGCUUGAAGGUGUUGGAGAAGCAGUG
Messenger RNA from Aspergillus heteromorphus CBS 117.55, 1970 nucleotides. RefSeq names its product glycoside hydrolase family 32 protein. Gene Ontology annotation, molecular function: sucrose alpha-glucosidase activity. Gene Ontology annotation, biological process: sucrose catabolic process. The transcript has 2 exons. The record is from RefSeq and is a predicted model, not a curated record. Bases 1 to 1923 code for a protein of 640 amino acids. Lineage: Eukaryota; Fungi; Ascomycota; Eurotiomycetes; Eurotiales; Aspergillaceae.